Messenger RNA from Penicillium samsonianum, 6321 nucleotides. Its product is annotated as type I polyketide synthase. The transcript has 4 exons. Gene Ontology annotation, molecular function: 3-oxoacyl-[acyl-carrier-protein] synthase activity; fatty acid synthase activity; phosphopantetheine binding. NCBI's taxonomy places the organism in Eukaryota, Fungi, Ascomycota, Eurotiomycetes, Eurotiales, Aspergillaceae. The record is from RefSeq and is a predicted model, not a curated record. Bases 1 to 6321 code for a protein of 2106 amino acids. Gene Ontology annotation, biological process: fatty acid biosynthetic process; secondary metabolite biosynthetic process.
AUGGCGCAAAUAUAUAUUUUUGGUGACCAAACGGUCCAUGCGGAUUCUUCUCUUCAAGAUUUGCUACAUGUUAGUGACAACAGCACUUUAUCUACUUUCCUAUUUGAAGCCUACCUAGCUAUCAGGCAAGAAAUCUCCCAUCUCCCAGCUAAUGAACGGGCGUCUCUCCCUGAACCCGAAACCCUCGGGCUUCUUCUCGAUGCCACCAGAAGGGGGAAACGGCAUCCCGCCCUCGAAAGUGCCUUGGUGUGUCUCUAUGAAAUUGGAGAGUAUAUUCGUCUCCAGCAAGAUACCGAUGUUGAACACUCUCCUGCCGACCAUUUUCUGGUCGGCCUCUGCACCGGAUCUCUAGCUGCGGCAGCUGUUAGCUGUGCUCGGUCUGUUGUUGAUCUAGUUCCACUAGGUAUCGAGGCAGUGGUAGUGGCUUUCUGGGUGGGGAUUCAUGCUUCCCGCAAAGCCAAUGCCUUAAAUUCCCCAGGGCCUGCAAGUCUCAAUCCAUGGUCUCUCGCCAUAGCGGGUCUUACGGAACUGGAUGCUGAAAGAGCUAUUCAAGCCUUCUGUGAUGAGUCGAAGCGUCCCGCCGCAAUGACACCCUACAUCAGUGCUAUCAGCUCCCACUCAGUCACGAUCAGCGGCCCACCACAUAUCAUUGAGGCUUUCCAACAUUCUUCAGUCCUCAAGGGCAGAAAGUCUUUGUUCCUGCCAAUAUAUGCACCCUAUCACGCCUUCCAUUUGUAUACAGAAAGAGACGUUACGACGAUAUUGGGUUCCAGUGCUCGAAGCAUCUCACUAAGCCGACUGCCCCAGAAGCCGAUAAUUUCAAAUGCCUCUGGGAUAAUCCUGAAUGAGCCUACUUUUGGUGCUUUGCUUCACAGCUUGAUCAUGGAAAUAUUGACCAGUCAAGUGCGGCUGGACCGUCUGAUUGACGGCGUUGCAGGUAUAAACUCCAAUGGAACCAGCCGGUUGAUUCCUAUUCACACACAGAUUGGCUCUAGUGUGCUGUCAUCUUUGCGCCAAAGGGGUAUCGACGUGACCUGCAUCAGUAUUCCCUUCCCUCAAUCAGGAUUUGCAAAAACGGAACAGAACCUCCCCAGUCACGACUCUUCGAAGAUCGCAAUCAUCGGUUUCAGUGGCCGUUUCCCCGAAGCCGAUAACCUCGAUGAAUUCUGGAAUGUACUUGAGCAAGGGCUUGAUGUCCAUAAGCCCAUUCCAGCAGAUCGCUUUGAUCGCGAUGCACACUACGAUCCAACACUCCAAAAGAGAAACACCAGUCGCAUUUUACACGGGUGUUGGAUUCGCAACCCCGGGUUGUUUGAUGCUCGUUUCUUCCACUUUUCGCCUCGCGAAGCCCGCCAGGCAGAUCCAGCACAGAGAUUGGCUCUUUUGACAGCUUAUGAGGCUAUCGAGAUGGCUGGAUUUGUUACUGAUCGCACGGCAUCAAGUCAGCGCCAUCGCGUGGGUGUUUACUACGGCACCACGAGUGAUGACUGGCGUGAGAUCAACAGUGGUCAGAGUAUUGAUACUUAUUUCAUCCCUGGGGGCAACCGAGCUUUUAUUCCUGGUCGCAUCAACUACUUUUUCAAAUUUAGCGGACCAAGUGUGUCGGUGGAUACAGCCUGUUCGUCAAGCUUAGCAGCCAUUAAUGUUGCCUGCACCGCGUUGUUGAACCGGGAAUGCGAUACAGCGCUUGCUGGAGGUACGAACGUCAUGACAAACCCGGACAACUUUGCCGGCUUGGACCGAGGACACUUCCUGUCGCCCACUGGAAAUUGCAAGACAUUUGACGACGGUGCGGACGGAUAUUGUCGCGCAGACGGCGUUGGCUCUGUUGUUUUGAAGCGACUUGCAGACGCGAUUGCCGACAAGGAUCCCAUCUUUGGGGUGAUUCGAGGCACACACACAUCGCAUUCAGCGGAGGCGGUUUCUAUUACCCGGCCGCUGGCUGACGCACAAGAGUACCUCUUCCGACAGCUCCUUAGUGAGACCGGCAUUCACCCUCAUGAGAUCAGCUAUGUCGAGAUGCAUGGUACCGGCACGCAAGCUGGAGAUGCUGUGGAAAUGAAGUCUGUCCUGGACACUUUUGCUUGGGACAAAAGCCGCCCACGAAACAUGCCGUUGCACCUGGGGUCGGUAAAGUCCAAUGUUGGCCAUGGUGAAUCGGCUUCGGGAGUCACAGCAUUGAUUAAAGUCUUGCUUAUGCUCCAAAAAGGUCGCAUUCCUCCACAUUGCGGUAUCAAGACGAAGAUAAAUCAUGGUUUUCCGACUGAUUUUGAUGAACGAAAUGUCCAUAUCGCCCUGACCAAUACUGACUGGAAACGUCCAAAAGAUGACAAGCGUCGCACAUUUAUCAACAAUUUCUCUGCUGCCGGAGGUAACACCGCUGUGUUGCUUGAGGAUGCCGCUACAUUUGAGAAAACUGAACAGCCAGAUCCACGCAAACAUCACGUUGUUGUCGUCUCAGCUCGGUCAGCCAAGUCGCUCAAACAGAACUUGCAAUCUCUCGCAAUGUUCAUCGGCUCCGAAAUCUCACCAGAUCUUUUGGCACAUAUCUCAUAUACAACGACUGCCCGGCGGAUGCAUCACUCCAGACGAGUGGCCGUCGCUGGUAGUGAUCUAUCCCAGAUCAAGCGCCGUCUACUUGACUUUGCUUUGCAAGAUAUCAGGCCAUGUCCUGCAAAGGUACCCCAUGUUGGUUUCCUUCUUACAGGGCAAGGGGCACAGCAAACAGCAAUGGCGCGGCAGUUGUAUGAGCACGUGGCCUCUUUUCGCGCAGACAUAAACAACUUUGAUGCCAUAAGCCAGCUUUAUGGCUUCCCAUCUUUCCUCCCUUUGGUGACAGGCUCGGUAGACAUAGACGACCUCUCGCCAACAAUCAUCCAGAUUGGUACCGUUGCCAUCCAAAUCGCAUUGGGACGGCUCUGGCAAAACUGGGGGCUGGUGCCAAAGUAUGUUCUGGGCCACAGUCUCGGAGAAUUUGCAGCCCUCAAUCUGGCCGGUGUUCUAAGCAUAAGCGACACAAUUUUCCUCGCGGGCUCGCGUGCAUUGCUAUUGGAGAAAUAUUGCAUUCCAGGCUCUCAUGGAAUGCUGACCGUCAGGGCAUCAGUUUCAGAACUGCAGGAAGUCCUCAAUGAGAUGCCAGUGGAAUUAGCGUGCAUCAACGGGCCACAGGACACAGUUCUUAGUGGGUCAAAUUCGGAUAUCGACAAAGUUAGCGAAAAGCUUUCGAGAAUCAACUUCCAAUGCACCAAGCUCAUUCUUCCAUUUGCUUUCCACUCUUCGCAAGUCAACCCAAUGCUUGACGAGCUGGAAGAGAUCGCUGGUCAACUGACGUUCCACCCGCCCACUAUUUCGUUUGUGUCAACCUUGGUUGGAAAUGUCGUGACAGAGGCAGGCAUCCUUGGUCCGCAAUAUAUUCGGCAGCAUUGUCGCGAGACUGUCAAGUAUUACGAGGCCGUGGAGGCCGCGAAAGCCGCUGGAAUUAUCGACUCCAAAGGAUUGGCAAUCGAAAUUGGCACUCAUCCCAUCCUCACUCGUAUGAUGAAGAAUAUUGUGGGUCCAGACUUCCGAAUAUGCCCAUCCUUGCGGCGGAAGGAAGAUACCUUCAAAACCCUUUCGGAGUCAUUGAGCGUUUUGCACGAGGCUGGUUUGCCAGUCAACUGGGAGGAGUAUCAUCGGGACUUUACUAUGAGCCACAAGGUUCUAACACUCCCAUGCUACAGCUGGGACCUUGAAAACUACUGGAUUCAAUACGAGAAUAACUUCUGCUUAACCAAAGGAAGCCUUCAGAACACAAUCUCUGCUAGCCCCCUAGCUGGAGUGUCUACUCGAAUCAGCCCAUCGGUGCAAAAGAUUGUUGAUGAGCAAAUAAAUGACACAAAUGGGCGCAUUAUCAUCGAAUCCGACUUCCAUGACCCAGAACUUCUGUCGGUUGCUCUGGAUCACAAAGUGAACGGGUUAAUACUAUGUCCUUCCUCACUCUACGCAGACAUUGCCUACACUUUGGGUAACUAUCUAGCUGAGAAGAAGGGAUAUGACAAGAGCUUUACCCCGGAUGUUGCCAAUAUGGUUGUUGAAAAGGCCCUUGUCGUCAAAGAAACUGGCCCACAGUCAUUCCAAGCAUCUCUAGACUUCAAUUGGAGCAUCAAUUGCGGUAAAAUGGAGAUCUACAGUAUCGACAUUUCUGGCAAGCGCACUAUCAGCCAUGCUCAGUGCACAGUCGAACUACAGCAAGCCGAUUUGUGGCAAGACAAUUGGCGACGACAGCGUUACCUGAUUCAGCGCAGUAUUGACGCCCUCCAAAAUGGUGUCGACACAGGAUUGACACACAAAGUGCGUCGGGGUCUCGCUUAUCGGCUUUUUUCGUCCGUUGUGCAGUAUGGCCCCUCCUACCAUGGCAUGGAGGAGAUCAUUUUCGACAGUGCAGGACUUGAGGCGACGGCCACGAUUUGCCUGAAACCAAGUAAGGGUCAGUACAUGCUAAACCCAUUCUGGUGCGACAGCUUCGGGCACCUCACUGGGUUCAUCAUGAAUUCCAAUGACUCUCUCGAUUUGACGGAACAUGUUUUUGUCAACCAUGGUUGGAGCUUCAUGCGCUGCGCUGAGAGGUACUCAACCGAUCAUGUCUAUCGAACAUAUGUCAAAAUGCAACCUGUUGAAGACAACAAUAAUCUAUAUUCGGGUGAUGUUUAUGUUCUCCGCGACCACAUCAUUGUCGCCCAUUAUGGCGCUGUCACAUUCCAACGGGUGGCCCGUCGAGUUCUGGACAUGUUGUUGCCAGCACCCAAGCCCAAAAGCGUCAAUGUUCGCACAAUACCUGAAACGAUCUCUCUCCCUCGACCUGGCUUGGCACUCGAACUCAAAGCAAGAGAGAGGGAAUCGCCCGUUUCCACUGUCUGGACACAAGUGCUGAAGGUUAUUGCUGACGAAAUUGGAAUUUCACCCGACCAGCUCACGGAUGAUGUGGACUUUGUCAACAUGGGCGUUGACUCUCUGAUGUCGUUGACCAUUCUCGGUACCCUGCGCGAAUCGCUUCAUCUCGACGUACCACCGUCUCUGUUUGAGGGUUGUACAUCUGUUCAGUCUUUGCGCGACUAUCUAGGGCUCUCUUCAUCUGGAACAAGCAGUGAUGCCGCCAGUAUCACAUCAAGUAUAAUUGAGACAACUGCUUCCACGCCACGCACUACACAUGGUGAAGAUCCAAUGGGGAAUACUGCAAUUGGUCGUGUCGAUACCAGUGUGGCGAUGAUCGUAUCCAUUUUGGCUCAAGAGAUUGGCAUCAGUGCCGAUGUACUGGCUACGGUUGAUGAUUUUGCUGAAGUGGGAGUAGAUUCACUGUUGUCUCUACUGACCUUGGGCCGUUUGAGAGAAGAGAUGAAUCUGGACUUGCCGCCUGAUUUCUUCAUGGACACAAACAAUGCUUCCGCCGUAAGGAAAGCUCUACAAUCGAUGUUUGGAUCCAUAGAAGAAGUUACCUCGAAGCCAAAGUUUGCAUCCGCCCCAGAAGUCAAUUCAGUUCCAUUGGUCGCUAUACAUCCCUCCGCAACAUCCAUUCUCCUCCAGGGUAAAUCGUCUUGCCCACAGUCUCUGUUUCUGUUCCCGGACGGAUCUGGCUCCUCGACAUCCUACGCCAUGCUUCCUAACGUAUCUCCAGACGUGUGUGUCUACGGUCUAAACUGUCCAUACAUGCGGACUCCACAGGAGCUGAAGUGCGCUUUACAAGAUCUGACGCCAUCCUACGUCGCCGAGAUUCGCCGUCGCCAGCCGCAUGGGCCAUAUAACCUAGCAGGAUGGUCUGCUGGCGGAAUCGCCGCGUAUGAUGCUGCGCAGCACCUCACCCAGCAGGGCGAAGCAGUUGAACGCCUCAUCCUUCUGGACUCACCCAACCCGAUCGGACUAGACAAGCUCCCACCACGUUUCUACCACUUCCUCGAGAAAGCAGGGGUCUUCGGCAGCCACGGCGGACAAAAGCCUCCUGCAUGGCUGAUUCAGCAUUUCCUCGCGUUUAUCGAGGCUCUGGACAAGUAUCAUCCUAUCCCAUUCAAGCCGGCCUAUAAGACACCUCGAACGACUAUCAUCUGGGCCCAAGACGGUGUGUGCAAGUUGUCGAGCGACCCACGGCCCGACCCGCAAGAUGAUGAUCCCAAAGAAAUGACGUGGUUGCUGGAGAAUCGGACGGACCUGGGGCCAAAUGGGUGGGACCAUCUAAUUGGGCGGGACAGCAUUCGUAUUGAAAGUGUUGAAAACGCCAAUCACUUCACGAUGGUUCGAGAGCCUGCAGCAACAACUUUAGCCCGAAUCAUGCGUAAGGCUAUGUCUGAUUGA